GGGAUUCGAACCGGAAUUCUGCCUACCAUUGCCUUUAACCAGCAUACAGGCCUCUUACUCAUCACUUAAUUCAUCACUUUAUUUUUGAUCGUGAAGUUUUCAUCUUAGUUUUGUCAUUCUAGUUAAUAAUCUCCCACAAUGCACUACGAUGAAGUUUCUCGCGUUGAGGAAACAUUUUCGCCAUAUAUUUGAGAGUUCGUGUUUUGUGACAAAUCACGUAAUUUCGUGACGAAAUGAUUCUCAAAAUUAAGGAAAUACAGUUCAAUGAUUUCUGAAUCUUCAAAAACUUAGUAUUCGAAAUCAACCUGACGAGAUUACUGGCAUUAAAUACAACUUGAAUACAAACAAUGGAUUCAACUGUAAUAGUUAUUGGAGCAGGUCUUAGCGGUCUAAGUGCAGCUAAACUUUUGAGGGAAUCUGACAUCAAUGUGAUUGUUUUGGAGGCACGUGAUCGAGUAGGAGGUCGCACUUUGACGAAAUAUGAUCCCAAAGUUGGUUACGUAGAUUUAGGUGGUGCUUAUGUUGGUCCAACACAGAACCGAGUUUUUCGAAUGGCAAAAGAGCUUGGUAUUGAAAAUUAUAAAGUAAAUGAAGUUGAAGAUGUAGUUCUUUACAAAAAUGGUGAAAGAAAACGAUUUAAAGACUACGAAGAAUUGAGACACAAGAAUCCUUUUGUAGAAAUGGAUAUUAAUAACGUUCUAUGGUUAAUAGAUGAAAUAGGAAAACAAAUACCAUCAGCAGCCCCAUGGAAAGCACCAAAGUCAAACGAAUGGGAUACCAUGACGUUUCAGGAAUUCCUAAAGAAAAAAUGCUGGACAAAAGAAGCAGUUCAAUAUUUCAAAAACUACAUAAAUGGACUUACAGCCACAGAUUCCUAUGAAGCCUCACUCUUGAGUUUUCUAUGGUAUAUUAAGCAGUGCGGUGGAUCUAAACGAAUAUUUGCUACUACAAACGGCGCUCAAGAACGAAAGAUCAAAGGUGGAUCCCAGAAAUUAAGCUUAAAAUUAGCUGAAAGAUUAGGAGAUUCAGUUGUGAAGAAAAAUAGUCCUGUAACAGGAAUAAAUCAAGAAUCUGAAAAUUUUGUUGCUGUGACUACUUUAGAUGGAAAACAAUAUAAAACAAAAUACGUGAUCCUAGCCAUGCCUCCAACACUGCAGAUGAAAAUUCACUUCACACCUUCUCUGCCACCCUUGCGCAACCAAUUGAUGCAACGAAUGCCCAUGGGAACGGUGAUGAAAGCCGUAUUCUACUAUGAAACUACAUUUUGGAGAGAGAAAGGUCUUUGUGGGUCAACUUUAAUUCAUGCUGGUGAGCAACACCCAAUGUAUAUGACAUACGAUGACACGAAACCAGAUGGAAGUCAUCCAGCUAUUGUAGGCUUUAUUUUGACAGAUAAAUGUAGACGGUUUUGUCAAUUAAACGCUGAAGAACGAAAACAUAUUCUCGUUCACAGUUUAGCGGAUGUGCUGGGAUGCAGAGAAGCAUUAACACCCAUCCACUAUGAAGAGAAGAACUGGAUGGAAGAGCAAUAUUCUGGUGGAUGCUACACCGCCAUAUAUCCUCCUGGUUUUUUCACGAGAUACGGAAGUAUCUUACGUACUCCUGUGGAUAGGUUGUACUUUGCAGGCACAGAAACAGCCGUAGAAUGGUCAGGCUACAUGGAAGGAGCCAUUGAAGCCGGAGAACGAUCAGCACGUGAAAUACUUCACAAGUUGCAAAAAAUUAGAGCAGAUGAAAUAUGGCAAAAAGAACCAGAAUCAGAGGAUGUAAUUGCUUAUCCUUUUGAGACGAGCAUCACUGAAAGAUUCACACCAUCUGUCAGUGGUUUCAUUUUAGGAUUGACGAUUUUAAUAUUGAUUGGAGCAAUUGUGUUUUCUUUAAUGAAUGGAUAAAAUUUGAAAACAUUUCACAGAUAAUUACUUUUUACGAAUUGUAUCCGAGAUUAUAAUAUAUCCAAUCCAUAAUAAAAUCCAUUUGAAAAAGUAAGCUCAUAAGACAAAUAAAAUAGCCUCCCCCUUCCUUGAGAAAUCAAGAAAAGAAUUGUUCAGGUUGAAACUGGAGGUGGAUCUGUUAUGCUUUAUAGAUGUUUAUAAUUGCGCUUUCUCCCAGAAGUGAUCACUAACAUGAAUCAGUACGUUUAUUUUAAAAUUCCAAAUGAUCAGGUGUUGCUUUUCAGUCAGCAUCUUCAAAAUGAGUAUGCUAUUAAAAUCCAUAUUUUUUUUUCAAAUUAAAUCAGCAAAGUCUGGAAGAAUGUAUGACUGGAGUACUCACAUAUCCUUUUACAUCUUGAUUAGCCUGCAAAAUUACCAGAUUUGAAACCCAUAGAACAUAUAUGGAACAUGUCAGAGCAGUGUAUAAAACACUAAAAUCGUCAUUAUCACAAAAUUGUAGAUUUGCAUAUGAUUGAACCUUCAGAGAGUGGCUUUAACUAGAUGCACAAUAUACUAGAAAACCUUGUAGACUCACUUUAUAAAUGAAUCCAGAUGACUAACUUUGAAAUUCAUCAAAAGUACAAGCAACCAUAUUUUGUUAAAGUUAUAAAAUGCAAUAGACUGCGAUGGCUCAGACAUCUAUCCCAAUCUUAUAAUACAAACAAAGUGAAAAUUUCACUUUUAGUAAUCCCAUGGGAAACAGAAAAUGAGAAAGAUCACCAAUUAGAUAACUUGUCUAGGUGACGAAGGACUUUCAUAUAGUAAAUACUGAACACUGAGACAGCCUUCUCCCUGGGAAUAGGAUCAAAUGGCAAAGACUAAUUAAGAUGGCCAUGGCUUGUAACAAGCUGUAGUGCCUUGAAAGAAGAUGGAGAUGACUGUCAUGUCUAGCAGUUAAGUUGUUCCGUAUAAAAUGAUGCUUUUAAUGAUUUUUUUUGGGAAGAUUUUGUUUGGUGACCACCAAUGAAACUUUUAAAAACUAGUAUGAGUUUCAUUAGGUCUUUUAAACACCAGAUGACAUCAAUGCAUGUUGUUAGUUAGCUUCAAAUAUUCUACAUUUACUUGCAAAUGUAAAACACAGUGUAAUAAUGAUUUCUGAAAAAUUGACUUAUUAUUA
Parasteatoda tepidariorum (common house spider) is the source of this 3048-nucleotide messenger RNA. RefSeq names its product amine oxidase [flavin-containing]. The record is from RefSeq and is a predicted model, not a curated record. NCBI's taxonomy places the organism in Eukaryota, Metazoa, Arthropoda, Arachnida, Araneae, Theridiidae. Gene Ontology annotation, molecular function: flavin adenine dinucleotide binding; primary methylamine oxidase activity. Gene Ontology annotation, cellular component: mitochondrion.